AUGGAGGGAUUCGACGGUUCAGAUUUUAGUCCUCCAGCUGAUUUAGUUGGCGUUGACGGUGCAGUCAUGCGGAACGUCGUUGACGUCACGAUAAAUGGUGACGUCACUGCUCCGCCGAAAGCUGCGCCAAGAAAAAGUGAAUCGGUUAAGAAAGUUCAUUGGAAUGAUGUAGACCAAGGACCGAGUGAAAAGGAACGAAUAGAUAUACCCGAGAUUUCAGGUCUAUGGUGGGGCGAGAAUGAACAUGGAGUGGACGAUGGGAGAAUGGAGAUACCUACUACUGGUGUAGGUCGCGUCCAGUUUCGUGUCCGAGCAGUGAUUGAUCAUCUAGGGAUGCGAGUCUUUGGAGUCUUCCUAAUUUUCUUGGACAUCAUCCUCAUGAUCAUUGAUCUCAGUCUUCCAGGAAAAAGUGAAUCUUCCCAAUCCUUUUAUGACGGGAUGGCUUUGGCUCUUUCUUGUUAUUUCAUGCUGGAUUUAGGAUUAAGGAUAUUUGCAUACGGGCCCAAGAAUUUCUUCACCAACCCCUGGGAGGUUGCUGAUGGUUUGAUUAUCGUUGUCACAUUCGUCGUCACGAUAUUUUACACUGUGUUAGAUGAAUACGUGCAAGAAACAGGAGCCGAUGGUUUGGGGAGAUUGGUUGUGUUGGCCCGUUUGCUGCGUGUGGUUCGAUUAGCAAGAAUAUUUUAUUCCCAUCAACAAAUGAAGGCUUCAAGCAGAAGAACAAUAUCACAGAACAAGCGUCGAUACAGGAAAGACGGGUUUGACCUUGACCUCACCUACGUCACUGACCACGUGAUUGCAAUGUCGUUCCCAAGCAGUGGACGACAAAGUUUGUUCCGAAACCCGAUCGGGGAGGUAAGCCGUUUCUUCAAGACGAAGCACCCGGACAAGUUUCGCAUCUACAACUUAUGCAGCGAGAGGGGUUAUGACGAAACAAAAUUCGACAAUCAUGUCUACCGUGUUAUGAUUGACGACCAUAAUGUACCAACCUUAGUUGAUCUUCUAAAGUUCAUAGAUGACGCAAAAGUAUGGAUGACGUCAGACCCAGAUCACGUGAUAGCGAUUCACUGUAAAGGCGGGAAGGGAAGAACUGGUACCUUGGUCAGCUCGUGGCUGCUUGAAGAUGGGAAGUUUGAUACGGCAAAGGAGGCGUUAGAAUACUUUGGAAGCAGAAGAACCGACUUCGAAGUGGGUGACGUUUUCCAAGGAGUAGAGACCGCAUCCCAGAUCCGCUAUGUAGGUUAUUUUGAGAAAAUCAAAAAGAAUUACGGAGGACAACUUCCCCCGAUGAAGAAGUUAAAGGUAACUGGAGUCACCAUCACUGCGAUACAAGGAGUCGGUAGGGGCAAUGGUUCUGAUUUAUCAAUGCAAAUCGUAUCUGAACGGCAAGAGGUUCUUCUCUGCAAGUUUGCUGAAGGUUAUAACUGUGCGUUACAAUACGACGCCACGGAUGAUUGUGUUACGUGUGAGGUGAAAAACUGUCCUAUGUUAGCAGGAGAUAUUAAAGUCAGGUUCAUGUCGACGUCGAAAUCUCUGCCACGGGGAUACGACAACUGCCCAUUUUACUUUUGGUUCAACACGUCAUUGGUUGAAGGAGAUCACGUGACUUUAAAACGAGAAGAGAUCGACAAUCCGCAUAAAAAGAAAACUUGGAAAAUCUACAGGGAUAAUUUCACUGUAAAACUUACGUUUUCAGAUGCUGAAGACAUUUAG
Ciona intestinalis (vase tunicate) is the source of this 1713-nucleotide messenger RNA. The record is from RefSeq. NCBI's taxonomy places the organism in Eukaryota, Metazoa, Chordata, Ascidiacea, Phlebobranchia, Cionidae.